AUGAAUCAGACUAAGCAGCCUGAGCAGCCUGAGAUGGAUACAGACAAGAACAAACGCCUCUUGAAUCGAUAUGGGAUCCUACCAAAGCGAGGCGACCUUCUCAGUCACCAAUUAGAGUUUCGGUGGAAGGGAAGAAAAUAUUUCGACUCGGGAGACUUUGCUCUUAACCAAGCUCAUCGGUCAUCUAACAUUGGCAACGUCACAACAGGUCAGGAACACCCAAUCCGUCAGGAAAUAUCAGAGCCUUCUAGUUCCGUCCCGAGUUCAAGCAACAUCGAUGAUAACGCAACCCAACCGUCGUCAACGAGACAAAGAAGCCCAGAAGUAAAGUUUCAUGCCCAAACUCACCUUCAUCAAGAGAUCGAAAGCCCUCCCGAGAGUGAACGUCAUAGGACAGAUGAGAGAAAUAACGGGUAG
This is a messenger RNA of Fusarium mangiferae, 417 nucleotides long. RefSeq lists its product as uncharacterized. The record is from RefSeq and is a predicted model, not a curated record. Bases 1 to 417 code for a protein of 138 amino acids. The transcript is spliced from 2 exons. Lineage: Eukaryota; Fungi; Ascomycota; Sordariomycetes; Hypocreales; Nectriaceae.